AUGGCUAUCAUCGACGCGAACAAUACAACAACCGUAAUCAACGUCUUGCGUACACAUUUGGAUGUAUUACGGGCUCAUCAAAAAAUCAAAUAUCCUCAACAUAAUUACAUCACCUGGCCUAUGAUAUUAAAAUUGGUGCAAGAUAUCAAUCAAUAUUAUACUUGUGGAAUAACCAAUGUCGAGGAUGUAGCAUCGACAGUUGCUGGUGUUGGGGGUGGCAAUCAUCAACAACAAUUACAACGAUCCGAACAGUAUAUGUUGGAUCUAUUGGCAAAAGUCGAUCCAGUGAAAAAUUCUAUCUUGACUCAUCUGAAUAUAAGGCCCUAG
Messenger RNA from Rotaria sordida, 327 nucleotides. NCBI's taxonomy places the organism in Eukaryota, Metazoa, Rotifera, Eurotatoria, Philodinida, Philodinidae. The record is from the annotation of a GenBank genome assembly.